GGGAUGGUCUUAUGCAUUAUGGUCAGUCUCCACAUGAGCAUGCGAGAAUAACGCAGAAGGAUUACGGAUAAAGAGUGACUUAUUGCUCCGCCAGAAUUUAUUACAUAGUUGGGGUACCGACUAACAAUUUUUGGUUCGGGACAGGGGGCAAAAUAAGACGGGCAUAGAGGGGUGCUAACCUCAGAUAGGUAAUUCCAGCCAUGUUAGUCCCAAGACCCGAAGCUGAAGUUAUUCAUAUAAUGUCGUGUGUAUAGUAUCACUUAUGGACAUAACGUCGAAAUGCCACGGCCAUCAUCAUGUCCUCCAGCAAUCAUGGGGAUGUGUCGAAUAUAUAUAGCCUCUCGUUCUCGUCUGGCAUCCGACACUCCUCAUUCAGACACCAUCAUCAAGACACAUACACAACAUCCUUCUUAAGAUACCCGUUCAAGUCCAAGAUACCUACCGUUCUUGUUCAAGAUGCCUUCCUUCACAAGCCCCGUUGACUCGGCUACCCUCUUCUACCGGUACUACAAGCCGGACGGGAUUGCCUUUCGCCCACAGGACCGAGAGACCUCGGACAUCACUCUGGUCUUCCUCCACGGCUGGCCCAUGUCCUCUCGCAUGUUCGAGCACCUUCUCGUCCCGCUCUGCGAGACGUAUCGGUUUCCCUGUGUUGCCCCAGACCGCCGUGGGUUUGGGAAGAGCGAUUGGAACACUGCCACGACCAGCUCCAUUGGGUACGAUACUUUCGUCGCUGAUCUCGUGGGAUUGCUGGAGCACCUGGACGUCAAGUCUUUUGUCCUGCUAGGAGCAAGCAUGGGCACGCAAGAGUCCGUUUUGGCUUAUCUCAAGAGCCGUUCCAUCCAAGAACGCUGCAAGGGGUUUGUCUGGAUGGGGCCGAACAUGCCAUUUCCUGUUCAGUCGCCCGAGCACCCCUUGGGUCCUCCGAAGGAACUGUGGGACGCGAUUCAGGACGGGCUCCGAGCGGAUAGAGCUAAGUACGUCAGCGAGUCUCUCCCUGGCAUCUUUGCCGUGCAAGCUGGGAACGAAGUCUCGACGAAGACACUCGAGCAAUACGAACGCAUUGUCGACGAAGCGGACGCCGUAGCUCUCGACAAGACGACGAGAAUCCUCCAGAAGGACAUGAGCAAGGAGCUGCAGGAGGUGGCGGCCCUCGGAAGAGUCCCCAUUAUGAUCUUGCAUGGCGACUCGGAUCAAGGGUCGCCUUUGGAAGCAAGCUCACAAAUCGUCAAGGAUAUGCUCCCAUGGGCUGACCUGAAAGUCUAUGAAAAGGGCGGACACGGCUUGUACUUGACCCACGCUCCACAGGUCAUCGCCGAUAUCGUCGGUUUCGUGGAAACCAUAUCCGGAGGGCAGAAGUAGAGCAACGAUGUUGCUUGAGUCGCGAUAGAAGCCUGGGUACUUGGACAGCCACUGGGUAAUGAUUGAAAACUCUCCAAUUGUGUUUUAGAUGAGG
Messenger RNA from Phialemonium atrogriseum, 1456 nucleotides. RefSeq names its product alpha/beta-hydrolase. NCBI's taxonomy places the organism in Eukaryota, Fungi, Ascomycota, Sordariomycetes, Cephalothecales, Cephalothecaceae. Bases 457 to 1362 code for a protein of 301 amino acids. The record is from RefSeq and is a predicted model, not a curated record. The transcript is spliced from 4 exons.